AUGACUUGGUCCCUGAAAGCUGUUGCGCCCCUGGCAGCCCUCGUGGCCCUUGGCGAAGCCUCGACUCCUGCAGGCCACGUGCAUGCCGUGGAACCUGUGUCCUCGCACCUGCAGCGUCGUGGUCCAGCUGUUUUCGCGCCUGAUUGGCAACCCGAUGUUGAGAACUGGGGCCCAAUCCCGGAGGUGAUCAGCGCAGCCUCCUCACUGCAGGGUAGCAUCGAGCCAGGAACGAAGACGCCUGUAACGUCGGAUGCUCUUCAAAACGACAUCACGUCGCAAGCUCUGCUUGACCGCUCCGAGGAUCUCCAGGCCAUAGCAUACCAGACUACCGGGCGAAACCGUGUCUUCGGCAGCCCAGGCCACAACUUCACGGCUCUAUAUCUCUAUGAGCUUGUGUCCCAGCUGGGGCUGCCGGUGCUGCUGGAGCACCGGCCAGAGGGGCCUUACCCUCCAACGGCUGCCAUCUCCCAAGCGGCUGGCCAGGCCCUUGUGUCGCUUCUCGCCGCAGGUGAGGUCAUUGGUGACCUUAAUGUGAACUCCAUCAUCGAAGAUCGCGUUACCAUGAAUGUCAUCGCCCAGACCAAGUCCGGUGACCCCGACAAUGUCAUCUUCGUCGGUGCCCACGCAGACUCCGUCGAAGCCGGGCCCGGAAUCAACGACGACGGCUCGGGCACUGUGGGCAUCCUCGAGGUUGCCCUGCAGCUCGCCAAGUACGAGGUCACCAACGCGGUCCGCUUCGCCUGGUGGUCCGCCGAGGAGUUCGGCCUGCUGGGCUCCGAGUACUACGUCAACCAGUCGACGCCCGAGGACCUCGACAAGAUCCGCCUGUACCUCAACUUCGACAUGAUCGCCUCGCCCAACUACAAGCUCUCCAUCUACGACGGCGACGGGUCCGCCUUCAACCUCAGCGGCCCCCCCGGCUCCGCCGAGGCCGAAGCCCUGUUCGAGAACUACUUCGAGAGCAAGGGACUGCCCUCCCAGCCGACCGAGUUCAACGGCCGCUCCGACUACGGGCCCUUCCUGGAGGUCGGCGUCGCCGCGGGCGGCCUGUUCACCGGCGCGGAGCAGAUCAAGACCGAGGCCGAGGCUGCGCUGUACGGCGGCACGGCCGGCAUCGCCUUUGACGAGAAUUACCACAAGGUCGGCGACACGGUGGACAACCUUAACCUGGAGGCCUUCCUGAUCAACAGCCGCGCCAUUGCUCACGCGGUUGCGACCUAUGCCACCUCUUUUGACACUCUCCCUCCUCGCAGCGCCAGGAUUGUGCGACGUGAUGCGUAUAACCCCAAGACAAAGGCUUCGGGAUGCCACCAUAAGCAUGAGGAGCCGGUCGCUAAGUAG
Molecule: messenger RNA, 1341 nt
Organism: Diaporthe citri
Lineage: Eukaryota; Fungi; Ascomycota; Sordariomycetes; Diaporthales; Diaporthaceae
Exons: 4
Coding region: 1-1341 (446 amino acids)
Biological process (GO): proteolysis
Molecular function (GO): aminopeptidase activity; metalloexopeptidase activity
Source: RefSeq, a predicted model, not a curated record